This is a messenger RNA of Asparagus officinalis (garden asparagus), 1269 nucleotides long. Its product is annotated as tRNA-splicing endonuclease subunit Sen2-2-like. Gene Ontology annotation, biological process: tRNA-type intron splice site recognition and cleavage; tRNA splicing, via endonucleolytic cleavage and ligation. The record is from RefSeq and is a predicted model, not a curated record. Gene Ontology annotation, cellular component: tRNA-intron endonuclease complex. The coding region runs from base 306 to 1097 and encodes 263 amino acids. Gene Ontology annotation, molecular function: tRNA-intron lyase activity; nucleic acid binding. The transcript is spliced from 2 exons. Lineage: Eukaryota; Viridiplantae; Streptophyta; Magnoliopsida; Asparagales; Asparagaceae.
UCGCCAAAUAUUUCAUAUCGCCUCUAAAUCUCGACCCUUCAUAGGCAUAGAUUAUUUAUUCUUAAUUUUAGCUUUGGUAUAAUUUCAAGUAGUUCGGUACAAAUAGUGGUUGUAUUUCAACAAACAGAAUAUUUUCAUUCUUUAGUGGGCUUUUUACAACAAACGCUUACCUCCAUCGAACACAAUCGAUCCACAAAGACGCACCCAAAAGGAAAAAAGGGGAGGGGGAAAAAUAAGAAUUUCAUAUCCUUCGUCUUAAGCUUCGUACGUUUUCUCAUCGCUCAGUUGAGAUAGAAGAUACCAAAAUGGGUACAAGAUGGAAGGGAAAGAACACGGCAUCCACUGCCAAAUCCAAUCCCAUGUCACAAAUCAUCGCCCAAUUCCAAUCCUCUCUCUCACUAUCCAAUGCACAAGCAAUGCUCUCCAACCAAACCGCACUCUUCGAAGCCACGCCAGACCUUGCAGACUUGCUCAACCGGUCAUGCUUCGGUCGUGAAAUCACCGCCCACAACAAAACCAAACGAUGGUUUCAGUUCACUCUCGAAGAGACCUUCUUCCUUAACCAAAACCUCCAUGCUCUCACCAUCGUAACCGACAAAGAUUGCAAAGUAGACAAUGUUGAAUUGUGGGAGUACAUGAAAUCCAAGAAAGCGAAAUUCCCCGAGCAAUACAAGGCUUACGAGAAUUUACGAGCGAAGAAUUGGGUAGUCAGGUCGGGGACUCAGUAUGGAGGGGAUUUUGUGGCGUAUCGACAUCAUCCAGCCCUUGUGCAUUCAGAGUUUGUGGUGAUUGUUAUGACAGAAGGUGAUGAUGAUGACGGGAGUAACGAGAGGUUGAGAGUGUGGUCGGAUUUGCAAUGUGGGCUUCGAGUAUGUGGGAGUGUGGCGAAGACGUUGUUGGUUCUUAGUGUGAAUAAGAACGGGAGUGAUUUGAGUUCGCCGUCUUGUUUGGAUAAAUUCAGUGUUGAAGAGAACGUGGUAGAGAGAUGGGUGGCUGAACAAUGCAGGGAGGAGGACUUGUCGGGUAAGGGUAAGAGAUCGGUGGUGGCAGAGCAACGAGAAGGGAAUUGCUCAGGUCAAGAAGAGGAUUGUUUAUGAAGUAUGAGUGAAAAAAUAAGUUGGUUCGACAUUGCAUUUCGUAUUUAGACUGAUUUUUGCUAUUGUUAUUUUUUCGAGUUUUUUCUUCUCAUGUGCGAGAUGUAACUUUUUAGAUUGACUAUAUGCUCUUUCGAGAUAACUGCUGCAAAUUAUAUGUCAACUGGCCAUUUCC